UCACACCAACCACUCUGUCUAUAAACCAGCAGGACGGGGACGGGGCUUCAGGACAGUAGUGUGAAAGCGUAUAAGGACACCAGCACAGUGUGAUACUGGAGGAGUGCUGGCAGGCACAACUUCCUAAAGAACAAAUCCAAGGAGCUCCAUUUGCUCUAGUUCCAUAGGACUGACAUAUUUUCACUGACAGAGAGAAAAGACAGGGAUUUAACCAUGAAGUGGAGUGUAGCACUGUUUUUUGCUGGACUCUUUGGUGCCUUAGGGACAGUCUUCAUACUCCUGUCCUUUGGUACAGAUUAUUGGCUUUUGGCUUUGGAGACUUGCAAAACAGAUUUGGAUUUGGAUAUGAUUGGUGAAAGGCAAGAGAAUGUGAUGAAACAAACUGCAGAUGUUGGAAACUCUUCCACCUUUCACCAUGAAGGCUUUUUCUGGCGCUGCUCAUUUGGAGGACAAGGGGACGAGGAUAUCAUCUUGAAGUUCUGGUUCACAAACCAGCCACACUUCAAGGUGUGCACACACUCCUACCUGGCUCCCUUCCCUGUAUCUGAACAAACCCACAAUGCAACCACUUACGAGUCUGCCAUCAUCUACAGAGGCUUCUGGAGUGUCUUCAUGCUGUUGGGAGUGACUGCAGUCAUCUUGGGUGGCUUCAUCAUAAUCUGUGCCGCUCCAUUCACCAAUUCCUGCCUCUAUAAAGCAGGAGGUGGACUCUUCCUUACAGCUGGUUUCUUCAUCCUUCUUGCCAUUGUACUGUCUGUCAUCUGGUUGGAGCUGAUGGAUAUGGUGGGUUUGUAUGUAGAGUACCAAAAAAGUCAUCUGUGUCCAAGCUUUCAGAUGAACGUUACGUAUGGCCUUUCCUUUAUGUUCGCCCCAGUGGGCGUGUUCUUCUCCCUACUUUCUGGCCUGCUCUUCCUUCUGAUUGGGCGAGCACUGAAGAAACAUUAUUAAUAAGCAUCUUAAUGUCCAGCGAAGGGGUAUUUGUUUAUGUCCUUGAUUAUGACUAUAUAGCAGUGGGUGUAUAGAAUUAAUACAGGUUAACAUCUUAGUAUUCUUUGCUAGAGGGGGAGAUUUAUUUAUCCUGACAGUGCAGGAUACAGAGAAAAUUAAUCAUAUGCAUGUUUUAAUUGGAGGACAAUGGUUAAUAUGGGCAGUGGGUUUGGGGAACCUUUUAAUUACUGCUCCAGAAGGUGAAUUUGUCUUGCCAGACUGACAUAUUAGCUCAAACAUGGUUAUUUAUUGAGUACUGUAAUUCUGUGGGACAAGAUUAGGGAUGAUAUGGGAUCACUUGGUGUAUGUGGGUGUGGGGCCAUCCUUGCACAUAUGUAUAGAGUGAUGUUACAGUUUUCUUUAAAAUUUUCUGUUAUUCUUAUGAUUUAUACUACUGGUCAAAGGACAUAUAGAGAGAGCCCAUUGAGAGUUAUUCUUCAUUUGUACUAUUUAAAUUUUUAUAUUUGUACUAUUUAAGUCUAAUUAAGAAUAUUUUAGCACUAUUAAAUAAUAUAUAGAGGUAGAUAGUGAACAUAAAUUCUUAUAAGUUCUCAUACACCCUUGGCAGAUUCUCAGUAAGCUUUAUGAGUGAACUUCACCCAAAUAAGCUUUUCUUGAUAUCUUGAAGCAGUCAGAGCACUUGAUAAAUUCUAAAUGAAAACCCUGCUUGCCUGGGGAAAAUAACUGAGUUAUGUAAAAACUACUUAUCUUCAUGUAUUGUUUUUAAAAAUCAUUAAUAAAUUGCAGCCAAUUGAUCGUGUGAAUUAAUUCAUUUCUUUAAAGUUACAAAAUUACAAAUUAAGUUUUGUGUUAGAUAUUAUUUGUAACUAAAUUUGUAACUAAGGCUUUAACUAAAUGUCCUGA
Messenger RNA from Hemibagrus wyckioides, 1851 nucleotides. RefSeq names its product transmembrane protein 182a (gene tmem182a). Bases 214 to 948 code for a protein of 244 amino acids. The record is from RefSeq and is a predicted model, not a curated record. Gene Ontology annotation, cellular component: membrane. Lineage: Eukaryota; Metazoa; Chordata; Actinopteri; Siluriformes; Bagridae. The transcript has 5 exons.